Messenger RNA from Serendipita indica DSM 11827, 729 nucleotides. The record is from the annotation of a GenBank genome assembly. Lineage: Eukaryota; Fungi; Basidiomycota; Agaricomycetes; Sebacinales; Serendipitaceae.
AUGUUCGUCAAACUCGUUGCAACCUUCGCACUCGCCACCGCUGGCGCCAAUGCCGCCGUCCGCCAGGCAAUCUGCAGCUCUCAUGGUAUGUUCCUCAACACUGAGAGUGGGCACACGCCCUGUGACAUUGGGGCCUUGCUCGUUGGGGGCGGCAUCAAGCCAGCGGAUUCUCCGUUCCCAGACCUCAUCAGCCAGGGCUUGGACCGCUACCCAGCCCCAUCCGCCAAUGAGGCUGACGAUCUGAGAUGCAACCCCAUCUUCUACAACCUUGCCAGCGCCUGCGGUGCUUGUCAAGCCUCGACACUCAACUGGACGACCUGGGCCGAAUGGACUGUCAACUGCAAGUCGGUGACCUCCCCUGCUUAUGUAAUCGAACGCAUGCCCGCCGACAUCCCCAUUCCAGGCUGGGCCUUUGUCCCUCCUGCAAUCACCAAUGGAACCUUUGACAAGUUCUCUGCCCUCACCGAGUCUGCCGCCACCAUCCCCGACUCGUACUUCCCCAAGUUGGUUGUGACAGCCAUCACCGUCUGUGACUCACCCAAACUGACGCCCAGUCAACUUGCGGGUGCCAUUGUUGGAGGACUUGUUGGACUCGGUACUCUUAUUCUCAUUGCUGCGUUCAUCUUCCUCCGGCGCACUCAAGCUGCUAGGUCUGUCGUUGGGGGCUUUGGUCGUGCGAGCACUUCGUCCUCUGCGGACAGCAUCAUGAGGCAAAAGGCCACCACCUAA